AUGACAGGCGUGGUUGUCCUGCCCAAGGACAAUAACUCUAUAGCUGGGAAGUGGACAAAGGCUAGCAAUGUCUCCAAAGGUCCCUCACCUCAAGGAGAAUCCUUGGAUGUACCAUCAACUGGGCAGCAUUGUCCAGAUGGCUCGGGAGGAGUAUCAGAGAGGGAUCCAACAGACAUCAACAAAGGCGAUUUCACGCAUCUGUGGUAUAUAGAGAAACCGGUCGAGGAAAAAGUUGAAUUGUGCAAAAUCAUGACUGAUAUUGAUCCAGUGAGCAAGAAAAUGGAGAAAGAAAAUCAAGAUCAAGGCAAGAUCAGGAUGCAGUCUUGUUUCAGUAGAAGGGUUAAAUAUAAUAGUAAAGUUAAAAGGAUUGGACCACACAUAGAAAUAUUUCAGCUGUUCCGGAAAAAGAAAAAACCUAAAACGGACUCAAAAAUGAUUGAAAAGGUCGUUGUAAUGCAGGCAGCUGUCAGAGGGUGGCUUGAACGCAAACGAAUGCAAAGAAUACUGGCCAAGGUUUUGGAUCAUGGGAAAGAUUUGAGAGAGGUAAUUAACAAGUAUUCCUCCCAAAUCUAUCGUGUGAAAUAUGGACUUGGUCUUCCGAGGACAAGACAAAUUUUACGCUUAUCAGAUUUAGAGGAAUGGAUGGAUAGAAAAAAAUACUAUGAAACAAUGUUUGCUAAGAGACAAGACUGGCAAGGAAUAAACAGAAAUGAGCUCCUUAAAUUCUUUAAUGACUGUGGUCAUUUCCCAGCUCUGCAUCAAAUUGAUGACAUUUGGAACUUGGUCCACAUAGGACAGAAUGAUAGAUACAAUGAAGUCAUCAAGAAGAAUGUUGCCAUUGAAAUGUUAUUUACACUCUAUCCUCCUCAAGGAGCCCAAGUGAAGGAGAAUAAAAGAUCUGUGUCAACUUGGUUGAGACCCAUCGUAGAUGGGGAAGAAGGCUAUAAAUAUAUAGUGACUAAUCAUCCAAUACUCAAGAGAGCAGAUAUCAGAAUUGUUGGGAAGUUAGUUGCCAGAUCUAUAAGAGAAAGGAAAAUAAGACAGCACCGUUUAUUGUAA
Molecule: messenger RNA, 1059 nt
Organism: Sorex fumeus (smoky shrew)
Lineage: Eukaryota; Metazoa; Chordata; Mammalia; Eulipotyphla; Soricidae
Gene: IQCM
Product: IQ motif containing M
Exons: 8
Coding region: 1-1059 (352 amino acids)
Molecular function (GO): protein binding
Source: RefSeq, a predicted model, not a curated record